CCUACCGGGGGCGGGGGCAUUACUGUGGCCUGUACUCACAGGGGACAUCCUUGGAAUCUGUCCUCCCCUCCCAACGCCAGGUUAAAAACCUCAGCAGCACGUGCUGUUUGCAAAACUGCCUGCCACCGACCAGAGAUCUCACUCACGAGGGGAGCCAGCAUGUCGGCUGUGGUCCUGGAGAACGGAAGCCCUGGCAGGAAACUCUCUGAGGGACAGGAAACAAGCUAUAUUGAAGACAACUCCAGUCAAAAUGGUGCCAUAUCACUGAUCUUCUCACUCAAAGAAGAAGUUGGUGCCCUGGCCAAAGUCUUACGCUUAUUUGAGGAGAAUGAUAUAAACCUGACCCACAUUGAAUCCAGACCUUCACGCCUAAAGAAAGAUGAAUAUGAAUUUUUUACCUAUCUGGAUAAACGUAGCAUUCCUGUCCUGGCAAACAUCAUCAAGAUUUUGAGGCAUGACAUCGGCGCCACUGUCCAUGAGCUUUCUCGGGAUAAGACAAAAGACACAGUGCCCUGGUUCCCAAGAACCAUCCAAGAGCUUGACAGAUUUGCCGAUCAGAUUCUCAGCUAUGGAGCAGAGCUGGAUGCAGACCAUCCUGUGAGUCCCCCACAGUAUUCUAGUAAGAGGGAACAGCAUACAAAUAUUUCAUGCCUGUAUUUUAGUGGUCAGCCCAUCCCUCAAGUGCAAUACACGGAAGAAGAAAAGAAAACAUGGGGGACGGUAUUCAGGACCCUGAAGUCCUUGUAUAAAACCCAUGCUUGCUAUGAGCACAAUCACAUCUUCCCACUUCUGGAAAAGUACUGUGGCUUCCGUGAAGAUAACAUUCCACAGCUGGAAGAGGUUUCUCAAUUUCUUCAGAGUUGCACUGGAUUCCGCCUCCGACCUGUGGCUGGCCUGCUUUCCUCCCGGGAUUUCUUGGGUGGCCUGGCCUUCCGAGUCUUCCACUGCACUCAGUACAUCAGACAUGGGUCCAAACCCAUGUAUACACCUGAACCUGACAUCUGCCAUGAACUGUUGGGACACGUACCCUUGUUUUCAGAUCGCAGCUUUGCUCAGUUUUCCCAGGAAAUUGGCCUUGCCUCUCUGGGUGCCCCUGAUGAGUACAUUGAGAAACUCGCCACAAUUUACUGGUUUACUGUGGAGUUUGGCCUCUGCAAACAAGGAGACUCCAUAAAGGCCUAUGGUGCUGGGCUCCUGUCAUCUUUUGGUGAAUUACAGUACUGUUUGUCUGGCAAGCCAAAACUCCUCCCCCUGGAGUUGGAGAAGACAGCCACCCAGGAGUACACUGUCACAGAGUUCCAGCCCCUCUAUUAUGUGGCUGAGAGUUUUAAUGAUGCAAAGGAGAAAGUGAGGAACUUUGCUGCUACAAUCCCACGGCCCUUCUCAGUUCGUUAUGACCCAUACACUCAAAGGAUUGAGGUCUUGGACAAUACAGAGCAGCUUAAGAUUUUGGCCGACUCCAUCAACAGUGAAGUUGGAAUCCUUUGUAGUGCCCUCCAGAAAAUAAAGUGAAACCAUGGACAAAACCUGUCAACUGAGAAUCUGUUGAUAGAAAUCUGUUGAUGGAAAUUUCAUUUCAUCUGAAAAAGUUUGAAAAGUAAACCUUAAUUUGAAUUGACAGCCUUAAAUCUUUUUUGGAACAAGAUGGAGGAUGAACAAAUAAAUCAAAAUAACUUGAAAUGACAGCAUAUUAAUGCAUAUCCAAAAGCAUAAUCUUCUGGGGUCAUCUUUGAUUUAGAGAUGACAAUCCCAUACUCUCAAUUCAGUUAAAGUCAAUAAUCUGUCACCUUUCAUCAACAUUAAUUAAAAUUGGGAACUGAUUUACUCAAGCUUCAUAUAUGCUUUUGUUAUUGACCAUAGAGAAUUCCUAAAGGAAUACAUAUCACUCAAUAUAAAACACAAGCCUCUUAUUAGAAUUGAAUUUGUUGAUUUAAUAUAAAUUUAUCUUACAAAAGUCAUUUUCUGUUUCAGUAAACUAUAAUUCUAAUUAUUGUUGUGUUUUACUCAUGUAAUUUCCUUUAAUUCAAGAGCUCAUUAAAAUAGUUAUAAAUAUUGAAGUUCAUAACAUAAUAUUGAAACACUUCUGUGUAUUUUAUUGUAAUCAUAAAUACUGCCAUGGAAGGUAAUAUAAGUCCUCACCUGACUCCCACAACUUUCAAUAUCAUUUUCCAAUUAAUUGUCAACUUUUUUGUAGAUAUUUUGUAGACACAUGUGAUGCAACAGAUGUUAACUGAAGGUUUGGCUGGUAGAUAUUCAAUAAAUACUCAGAGAAAGAAUAAUGGAAUAUAUUAUUAAAUAGCAAAUCCUCAACAAAAGUGAGAAUUUUAGUUAUGUUUAAAAAAGUCUAGGGG
Molecule: messenger RNA, 2351 nt
Organism: Enhydra lutris kenyoni (northern sea otter)
Lineage: Eukaryota; Metazoa; Chordata; Mammalia; Carnivora; Mustelidae
Product: phenylalanine hydroxylase
Exons: 13
Coding region: 160-1512 (450 amino acids)
Biological process (GO): L-phenylalanine catabolic process; L-tyrosine biosynthetic process
Molecular function (GO): iron ion binding; phenylalanine 4-monooxygenase activity
Source: RefSeq, a predicted model, not a curated record